AUGGCGCGCAACUCAGAGAAAGCGCAGUCGAUGCUGUACCGCUUCCGCGCAUCACAAGCCGCCGAGUCGGGCCUAUUGCCCACAGCCUCAACCCGCCGCCCGAAAGCGCCCUCCACCAUUGCUACAAUCCCUGCCUGCGAAAAAUUCCGCGGCCAGAUCUUGCGCGACGUGUCUCGCAAAAUCACAAAGAUCCAAGAGGAGUCACUUUCGGACUUCCAGAUACGAGAUUUGAACGAUGAGAUCAACAAGCUGAUGAAGGAGAAAUGGGGUUGGGAGCGAAGGAUUAGAGAGUUGGGAGGGCCGAACUACAUGCGUGGUGCUGGCGGUGUGGUGUUUGAUGAGCAGGGGAGGGAGAUGGCGGAUGGCGGUUCAGGAAAAGGGUAUAGGUAUUAUGGGCGAGCAAGGGAGCUUCCCGGUGUCAAGGAGAUGUUUGAGCGGGCGGCGAAGCGGAGGAUGCGGAAGGAUGAUGAGCAGAGUGGAGAUGAGGACGGGGAGGGUGGGAAGCGGCGGAAGACAGAUAAGCAGAUUGAUCGGAGGAACCUGGACGCGAACUACUUUGGCUUCGGGCUAGAUGAAGAGGAUGGGUCAUUGUUGAGGUAUGAGCGGAGGAAGGAGAAAGAGGCUCAUGAGAGAGUGGCGAAGCUCGCAGAGGAGGAGGAGGCAAGCGACGAGGCUGGGAGCUUUUGCCGGGCGAUUCAGGUGCAGGAGGAGCUUAUGGAUCGGAGGAGGAAACAAGUGCUGGACAAGUUGGGCUGA
Messenger RNA from Cyphellophora attinorum, 756 nucleotides. RefSeq names its product Pre-mRNA-splicing factor isy1. The record is from RefSeq and is a predicted model, not a curated record. The transcript has 2 exons. Bases 1 to 756 code for a protein of 251 amino acids. Gene Ontology annotation, biological process: generation of catalytic spliceosome for second transesterification step; mRNA 3'-splice site recognition. Gene Ontology annotation, cellular component: catalytic step 2 spliceosome; post-spliceosomal complex; post-mRNA release spliceosomal complex. NCBI's taxonomy places the organism in Eukaryota, Fungi, Ascomycota, Eurotiomycetes, Chaetothyriales, Cyphellophoraceae.